CUUUCGCGGCGCUCGAGGCUGAGGGUGACCCGGCAGUGGGGAGCCGAGCGAAGCAGCCGGUCGCCGCCACAGCGAUGUUUUAUUCAGGGCUCCUCACCGAGAGCGGCCGCAAGGAGACCGACCUGCGGGAGGCGGCGUCGCUGCGGCAGCAGCGCAGGAUGAAGCAGGCCGUGCAGUUCAUCCACAAGGACUCCGCCGACCUGCUGCCGCUGGACGGCCUCAAGAAGCUGGGGUCGUCCAAGGACACGCAACCUCAUAACAUUCUUCAGAGACGUCUUAUGGAAACCAAUCUGUCUAAGCUCAGAAGCAGCCGUGUCCCUUGGUCCUCCAAGACCAACAAACUCAAUCAGUCUAAGACAGAGGGGCUGAAGAAAUCUGAGGAUGAUGACAUGAUUUUGGUUUCUUGCCAGUGUGCUGGAAAGGAUGUGAAGGUCUUGAUUGAUACAGGGUGUCAACAUAAUCUCAUCUCAUCAGCUUGUGUGGACAGGCUGGGACUCAAGGACCAAGUCAAGUCUCACAAGCAUGAAGGCGAGAAACUGUCUCUGCCCCGGCAUCUGAAAGUAGUGGGCCAAAUUGAACACCUAGUAAUCACACUGGGCUCCUUCCGGCUGGACUGUCCAGCAGCUGUGGUUGAGGACAAUGAGAAAAGUUUGUCACUUGGUCUUCAGACUCUCCGAUCACUGAAGUGCAUCAUAAACUUAGACAAGCACCGGCUGAUUAUGGGGAAGACAGAGAAGGAAGAAAUCCCUUUUGUGGAGACAGUUUCCUUGAAUGAAGACAACACUUCAGAAGCAUAACUACAGCCUGCAGCAUGUCUGCACGUAUGCACACACACACACCAGAUUGACAGAUUGAGAAACUGAGUUUGAACCAAAUGUAGUAGCAACUUUCUGUGGACCAAGUCCUUUCUCUAGUAGAUGACCUAGGGGCUUCUUCCCAUCCAGACCUCUCUAGACUUUAGUCUGUCCUUAGAAAUCUUGUCUGGUUAUAGCCAUUUUUUUCUUUUACUUAUUUGAUCACUCAUAGACCUUUUUAACACUGCCAGGUCUCACGUGUGGCCUAUUUCUCUGCUUCUUCCAAGAAUUUGCUUUUAUUUAGUCAAGGGGCUGCCAGGUUCUAUUUCUCCCUAGAUGCACUUGCUUCUUUUCCUAUAGUUAAAAUGUAUAAUAAACUGGAACCUGACCUUUACCUCCUUUUAGCAUUUUCAAAGAGGUACAGAUACCAAUGUCUUAGAGUUAGAAUUUCUUCUGAUUCAUUCGUUUCUCUCAUAUGCUGAGUCAGUGGUAGAUGGGACCUGGAACUCAGAGAUAAUAUUUUCUUUCUCCCAUGCUGUUUCAUUUGUCUUAGAACCCUGAGAGGAGAACAGAGAGUGAGGAUUUAUAAAAAGGCAGCAUGGGCCACAGGUUCAAUCUCUAGCACUUCAGAGCUCUGGUUCUCUCAUUCUCGAAGUCUUUCUCAUAGUAAAUAACUAUUUUUUUAAAGGCUGGGUAGGGGAAGAAUAAGUUUUGAGGCUUAGCAAAAUAGCAUAAUGGUUGUGCAAAAAGACUUCCAUGUCUGAGUCUCCAAAGUUUCAAACUUAAAUCCAUGAACUCCACAGGACAGAGCUGAUCAGUGUUCUGAUGUCUCUGUCUCAUUAAAAUAAAAAAAAUAUAUAUAUAGAACUCAGAAUAUGUUUUGAGAACAGAUAGGAUUUGAGUAGCUGCCCUACUAUGUGCUAAUAACCCUACCCUAAGUUAGCACAUUUAGGUCUUACCUGGCUACUUUAAACUUGACAGUACAAAGAUAAAUGAGAUGUUUUCUUGACUACCUUAAGCUUCUCGGGGGGUAGGGUGUGUAUAAAGGGGCCACUUAGAGAGGAAUAUUAUUUACUCUCUCAGAUGGAAUUAAAAGCUUUAGUAAAUUAUCUGAGCAUCACUGUUAGGCACUGAUACCCUAAGAUCCAAUCAGUACUUCUGCCUAGGCUGGUUUUUUUUUGUCCACUACAGAUAUAAGUAUCUGGGAGCAGGACCAUGGAAAAGAUAUUUAUAAUCCCAAGCAGAUCCAGACUACAAAUAGAAGGGAAUUCUGGAUAGGAACAAUAGGAAGGCCUACUUAGGGGAAAAAUUCCAAGGUAGAAGUUGAGAUUAAACUUAUCAGGCUGGAACCUGAGAAUUUGGAAACUUCAGCUCUUUCCCUGGACAAGGAAGGAAUCAGGACAGGAACUGGCAUUGGUAAAGGCAGCAUUUUCUCACUUCUCAAUAUAUCUUGACCUGAGAGGGCUAGAUCAUAGGAGUUUCCUGGAUCUUUUUAUUAGGAUCUAAGUUAAUAAUUGUAAUGGAUUGUAAUGGAAUCUCCCCUUUUGUCAAAGUGUUGAAAUUUUUUUUUUUUAAUGUAAUCUGUGAUUAUUCCUUUAGAGAUUCCCAAGUUUACCCUUGGUUCAUAGCUAUAGUUCCCAUAAUAUUUAAUUAAAAAAAAAGUUUGUAAAUCUCACUUUGAAUUUUGCUAGAUCCCAUCUGUGUUUAGAAACGUUUAAUGAUUUUAGCCUCACAGAAUCUCAAGACUAAGGUACAUUGGUGACUCAUGUUAAUAGUUAGGCAGUUGUCCUGAGUUAUCACCAGGUCCCUUUCUUGUCAGCCACUGUAGAGGAAGCAAGGUGGAAACUCAGCAUAGCUACAGAAGGGAGAGCUAAAUUUGAGCAAUUUGAUCCCAAGAUAACCAGCUUUCAGUACCCACCUCUCUCUCUUAACUCCUUUUCUUACCUAGGGGAAUCUGAGCCAUUCCACUGAGUUCAAUCUGCUUCACCUACUUAGGGUACCACUGAAUUUUUUUUUUUUUAAGUUUUCAUGAAAGAUGGUAAGGCCAGAGCACUGCCCCUAUAUAAAUGGUGAUGAGGAUUGAAGCCAGACCUUCAUAAAUGCAAGUCCUGUACUGUACUGCUGAAUUAAUGCCCUGGCUUCUGGUCUUAUUAUUAUUAUUAUUUUAAUUUUUGUAUUAUCUUUAUUUUUAUUUACUGCAUAGACAGCCAGAAAUGGAGAAAGAAAGGGGUAAUAAAGAGGGACAGACAGAGAGACACCUGCAACACUGCUUCACCACUUGCAAAGCAUUCCCCCUGCAGGUGGGGACUAGGGGCUUGAACCUGGGUCCUUGUGCACUGUAACAUGUUCACUCAACCAGGUGCACCACCACCUGGCCCCCUUUAUUAUUUUUAUUUUAAGAGGGAAGGUAAGCCAGGGAGAGACACCCACAGCACUGCUUCACCUCUCGUGAAAACUGUUCCCCUGCAACUAGCCUACUUUUUAUCCUACGGCUUAGUGAAAUAUAUCACCUCCCACCCAAUCCCACCCCAAAUGGAGAGAUCUCCAUUAAGGCACACUGGGAGUUCUUUGACCUGGUGUAUAUUUAUUUGGAUUCCCUGCUGAAGGGUAUAGGCACAGUUCUGAAGACAGGCUGUAACAAGGAAUAGCACUAUAGAGUUGAUAACUCUCUUACUCAUUAGAUGUCCAUCUGAAAUGCAAGGAACAUGAAAAAAUACCGUUUUUGUUAUUUGGUAUUUCUGUGCCUGACUUGCUUGAGGAACAAAUGCUUUCUGACUUUUCUAUUUCCCUGCCUUACACGACUGUUAAGAUUUUCUAUCCCUUAGCUCAAAGUAUCUAUAGAAUGGAUUUCUUGGUAAGUCAGCUAUUAUGACUCUUGUGUAAUAGAAUUAUCUUUCUAUGCUGGGGACAAGGAGGAGAAGAACUGGAUUUUCCCCUCCUUCUAUUGCCAAACCUCUGCAUUUUACUUUAUCUGCUCAGUGUUUCUGAUUGUAUAGGGUCUGUUUGUGAGAUUGAUGUAACAAUAAAGUAAAAUCUUCCUGUG
Erinaceus europaeus (western European hedgehog) is the source of this 3837-nucleotide messenger RNA. It is a transcript of the gene NRIP3, whose product is annotated as nuclear receptor interacting protein 3. Gene Ontology annotation, biological process: proteolysis. The record is from RefSeq and is a predicted model, not a curated record. The transcript has 7 exons. Bases 75 to 797 code for a protein of 240 amino acids. Lineage: Eukaryota; Metazoa; Chordata; Mammalia; Eulipotyphla; Erinaceidae. Gene Ontology annotation, molecular function: aspartic-type endopeptidase activity.